AUGUUCCAUACACUUUUCGAGAAGCUUGAGUGGCUGGUCCUGGACGAAGCGGAUCGUCUCCUCGAGCUCAGCUUCGCCGACACAUUGGACAUUGUGGAUGGGGUGAUGCCUCGGAGCCGUCGGACAAUCCUAUGCUCGGCUACCAUACCGGAAGUCCUUCUGGGGAAGGCUCAGAGUUGGUGCCAUCGAGGGUACGCCUUUGUGGACUGCAUAGGUGACGCCUCCUCUUCACACGGCCAGGCAGACACCAUGGAAGUGGUGGCCACUCCCGAGUCGAUGAACGAUAAACAGUUCUACGUUACCUGCCCGGCUCACAGGAUCGUCACAGCUCUCCAUAACAUUCUUCAGGAUGAGAUCACGGAAGGCUCCCUAUGA
Messenger RNA from Perkinsus marinus ATCC 50983, 375 nucleotides. RefSeq lists its product as hypothetical. The record is from RefSeq and is a predicted model, not a curated record. The coding region runs from base 1 to 375 and encodes 124 amino acids. NCBI's taxonomy places the organism in Eukaryota, Perkinsozoa, Perkinsida, Perkinsidae. The transcript is spliced from 4 exons. Gene Ontology annotation, molecular function: nucleic acid binding; ATP binding.